UGAACUGGCACCAGACCAUCCAGCGGGACCUUCAUAGGGUCAAUAGAGGCUGGAGCGACGUCAGGUCACUGACUGCUGACCGAUCUGCCUGGAGAGCGUUGACUGCCUCAUGCGUCGGACGACGCAGGAGCCCCUAAGUCUAAUUAAAUGCUCUAAUGACAACACAGUUAAGAAACCUGGCUCUGCUAACUUGAGUAAUUCAUCUCUAAUGCUCAACAUGGAGAAAGUACCAUAGAAACUCUAUUCACACUCGGUGAAGAGCGCCACCUUGCUGCAAUGUUUAAAAAUGAAUUCCAGGGCGGGGCCUUCGUGGAGGUCUUCAGCUGCCAGGGGAAGGAACCUCUUGCUAAGUGGAAACUCACUGGUUCAGCAUCAAUACACAAGGUCUUUGAGAAAGAAGCCAAGAGUUUCGUCCAUGUCUUGGAAGGAGCAGGUACCAGCACUAAGAUGCAGCUUCCCAAGGAUCCUAAACAAACAUUGGCUUUGGUUCAGCGAUUCCUGGUCGCCCAAGUGUACGUUUCUAUUGGCCAAGACUUCUCCAUUGAACUAAGUGUGAGCGACAUGGGCAACAACAAACGAAGACUUUUAUUCUCAACGGCUCAGAAGGAAAUUGCUGUGACCCCACUCCAUGCCAAGAUACCCCUUACUGUCAUGAAGAGGGCUAUGUGGCUGAAUUUGUGUAUCGACCUGGUGUCUCUGGUGAGUGAGGGUUUCCGCGGUCAGACGUUCAAGACAUUGGACGGCAUCAUCAUCUGCGCCAACUGUCACCUCCGUAAGAUCUUUACCAUGAAGACCCAGCCACAAGACGACACCGAUGAUGAUGAUCUGUACGACUGCAACCCUCCCACAAACAACGUAGAGGUGGACAGUAUACCAAGAGCUUGUCAAUUCAGCAACGACGUGGUAUGCCAGACGCAGAUCUUUACCAUGAAUAAACUCAGACAUGCUGAGUUCAAAGCCAAACCUGACAGCAGACCGUGCUCGUCCACUGAACCCAUGGACUUGAACUCUAGUCUGAAGGGACGUAAGGACAGACCGAUGCAUAUAGCAUUUGGAAGCAAGGUGCCAGUCCCAUCAGCGUCUGCUGGCAAGAAGCCGACCUCAGCUGGGAGUCAUAGAGAGGGUGGUGGUAGUGCAAGCAGUAGAAGCAGUAGAUCUUCACACUCAAGGGCACAGAAACAGGAUGGUGAUCCUUUGCCUAGUGACAGGAGUAUCUCGUCCAAGACAGAGGGUGACUCCCUGGUGCUACACGGCCGCCAGCGCCAGUCAUCUGACCCUGGCACCAAUGUAGGAGACCUCGAGGACAAAGUUGAUAAAGGUACACUGAAAGGAAGCAACACAUGGUCAGCAGGCUUAGAAAACAACAAAGACGACAACUUUGUCCAGCCCCACCCACCCCGUCAAAAAUCGGGAGAUAAAUCUCGACGCAUCGUCAAGGUCCGUCCAAACAGUGGGAAGAGAGAGAGAGGUGACAGUCUAUCCGCCGGCAGCGACACCAGCACAUCGGGAAGAAGCGGGUACGAUCGGAGUAGAUACGUUGACUCUGGCACCCACCGAAAAGACUCUGAGGAAUCGAGUGACGCCGAUAGGUCAGGUCGAAUGUCAGAUGCGGCCAUUUUGAAAUACGCCUCGUCACGGAUCAGACUGGAGGGGCAGUCUGAUAAAGAUGAGACAAAUAACAGGAGGUUGGAGAAAUCUUCUAAGGUAUCGGGUGAUGUGAGUAACUCUGGGAGACCCCGCGUGGAAAGUCUCUCCGAGAGCGAUGAUCUCGUCGGGCAUGAAGCCCAGAAGAGUCGUACGCAGAGGCGGAAGAAGAAAGGGGAGCGGCCCACAGUGAACCGGAUCGACAGCUUAUCGGAGAGCGAGGAGGUGCAGAGGCAGAGAGGGAUGCCGAAGAGUGGACGCAGAGAGAAGAAAGAUGGAGGGAUGUCUUCAAGGACUGAAAAAUCCUCUGAUGCCUCCACAGUUGAUUCAGGAAUCACAGACGUCAACUCCGUCCGAACGUCCAGAAGAGAAGAUGAAAAGCAGACCAACCCACCGGGUCAGGCUAAGCCUGGGCAGCCCAACACAUCCAGGCGUAAUAACAAACAAGCAAGGGCUGAGGUAGUCAGAGUCUCCAAUGAUCAGCAGAGAGAAGGAAAGAUUUAUACAUUCACAUCACCACCGAGAUCAGCACCUAUUAGACAGGUUGAGCGCAGCAGACAUCUUGAGCCUAAGAAACUACAGUUGCAGAAGAUCACCGAGUCCUCGUCUCAGUCUGCCACACCUGACGAGGAAGAUGCUGCUGAAGUCUCUACAUCGGGAUAUCGUGAUCGGUCAGACAGUGGGAAUAACCACCGUGAGAAUGGUGUAGACAGGAGGAGUAGAUACGAUGCUGCAAUCAGGGACACGCCCAGUCCCCGCCCAGUUCAUUCAUCCAACUCUUCAGGGGAUGACUCAGAUGCUCGUCGAGAUAACUUUGACUCGCCCAAACCCACAGCGAGUUUGUCCCCACAGCGGACAAGGAAAUCUCUCCUCACAACGAGCGCUCUAGAGUCUCACACAAGGGGGUCGUUAUCAGCUGUGUCACCAGUCAUGAGCUCGGUCUCCAGAUUGAGUAUUCAUUCCAAGAAACUCAAAGAAAUUCCAAAGGAUGACCCAAGACUGUCAGACGAUUAUGACUGGAGACGAUACCAGUCAAAUAACUCUUCUCUAGCCUCGUCCCUUGAGGCCAACAUGCUGGCUAGUCUCCACCGGCAGCAACUUGAAGAGAUGUACGAAGAAGAUGGAAGUGAUGGUCACCAGGCUAAUAACAGCUUUGAUAUCCAUAACUACGGUGACGAUGACCUGAGCAGCUCUAGUGAUGACACGGCAACGACCUACAGCACAUGGAAACCACCGGAUGCUCAUCGAGUACAUAGGUAUCAAGAUGAGAUGCAUUUCCCGUCCAGUAACAACAAUCCACUCAUGCAGUCCAAUCCAAGGGAUUGGUCCAACCUAUUCAGUCCGCCCAUCGUGCUUCCAAGUGAGAAGAUGAAGGCAGACCAAGAGGAAGCUGCUAUACUCUCACCAGGAAAAGACUUGCCACCAGUAUUAAGGACUGCUGUAGUCAGGACCAAGUCAACAAGCAGCGAUGAUCAUGGGAAAGUCACUGAGAGCGAAGAAGACGAGGAACUAGACUUACUCUACGAUCCUUGCCUCAACUGUUAUUUCGAUCCUAAAACUGGCAAAUACUAUGAGCUCAAAUGAAGAAGGUGCCAAGGUUUAAGAUUUUAGUUCACUGCGAAAAUCACCUCGCUUAAUGAUAAAACAGUUUACCAGCCAUAUUACAAUGUAAUUCAUGUGGCUGAAACUGGUGCCCCAUUAAGCCAAUGGAUUUUUUAGGUAACUAGGUGUGUUUUACCCAUACGACGAUGCGUGUUAAGCAUGGUAUGCUCAGUACUUUCCUAAGUACUUUGAAAAAAUAAAUCUGCAGGCAAAUUACUCAGGUGGGAUUCCAACCUAUGACCUUUGACCUAGAGCAAAUGUCUUACCACUAGACCACUGAGCUUGCCCGAUAACUAGAGACUGUUAAAAUCCUAUUUUAUCAACGGGUACUGCACCAAUUUUUUUAUACCGUAUUUUCCUGUGGAUAAGACGUGUGUGUGUUAUCUGACUUUUUGACCGCCUCUGCUAACGAUUGAAUUCUUUUGACGAUCACUGCGUGAAUUCUAACGUUUAUACAGUAAAAUAAUACCUUUAAUUUCUUCCAGGGUAAUUCUACUUCUUAAAAUUUGUCUUCAAAUAAAACCUGCAUCGUUAUGUUGGGUAGUUUUAACAAGCUUUGACAAAUCAUUGACGAAUGUAUCAAGGAACUUAAUCACUGCCAAGAUGCCCACUGGCACAUGUAAUAUUAAAAAUGUUGGGCGCAAACUUUGAAAAGAUUCACUCUUUUCUAAUUCACGCAAGCUGCCGUUUUUGUAUCGUGCAAACUUUGUAUUAAAUCCUAAAAUGCCCGCGCGAUCUUCAAAAAAACAACCCAUCUUUUAAGAUCGCGCAAAGCGCCCUCUAGAGUUUGCUGUCUGUUGUAGCUGUCUUCCUCCAUCAUGCACAUACAGUGUAUUUGUGAAAUGUUUGGACAAUAAAAUCAAUAAAACCAUGUUUUAGUAAACAUCUUAUGAUGUUUCUCUGACCCACAUCUGCAGGUCCACUUUCUGCGAAAUCUGGAUACAGUAUGACCAGCUCAAAGGCACCAAAAACACAACCUUUUGGACAUGACAAACUCGACUCUCUUGACAUAAGUCAUACCAAGAAUCUCUUUGCACACGUUAACCUGGUGCUCUCUACCACACACAUAGCAUUUCAAAGGUUUACUUAUCAUAGUGGUGAUGUUGUUGGACUUGACUUCCACCGGUCUUUUACCGUUUCGGUCCGUGGCAUUCCUGGACUUGGCCAUGUUCGUACCAAUUAUGGUCGAUGAUACUUCUUGAUCAGGAAGGCUAGCAGAUCACUGAAUUCUGGCUCCCUGUUCAGGCUAGUCAGUAUGUUGUGGGCCUUCUUCACCCAGGCAGUCUGAAGAUACUAAGGUAAUAAACCUUGCACCUUCAACAAAUUACGUGUACUGUUAAGAUCAUAAGUGUACCCAAGUGUAGUCGGAGUUACGUGGCAUUUCUUCAUGGCAGCGAUCAAGUCCCACAAUGCAUCAGCAUCGUUUGGUCUGACCGGUCAUUUAUUAGUGAGCUCGCACAUGAUGAGAGCAUUAAGGAUCAUAGGGCUGACCUAACUGCAUUUGUAGGAUUCGCUUCGCUUCUUCGUACCCAGCAUCGCCGAGCAAGUCGCAACAUUCAAUGCAGCUACGUGCUUUACCUUGACACAUUGUCUUCAUGUGCUGCAAGCGUGUGGCGUUGCAACUAACCUUGCACUCUAUAUUGAUUUCCAAAUUGGUAAUAAAAGAAAUAUUCAACGGGGUCACCAUUAAACUUAGCAUACUCAGUCUUAGGCAAUUCUAAAACCAACUUGAUUUUGUUGAAAUCACUCAACCUGUUGUUCUUACUACUAGUACAACUGACUACUUUUUCAUAACCAUUACCCGAGGCCGUAGCCUCCAAAGGAACCACUUCACCUUUAUCCCCAUUAUCUGAUGCCGUAGCUUUGUCUUGGACUAUUUCACCUUUAUCCCCAUUAUAUGAGGCCAUAGCUUUGUCUUGAACUAUUUCACUUUUAUUCACAUUAUUUGAGGCCUUGUCUUGCCAUGCCUUGUCUUGAACUACUCCACUUUCAUUCCCAUUGUCUGAGGCCGUAGCCUUGUCUUGAACUACUCCACUUUCAUUCCCAUUAUCUGUGGCCGUAGCCUUGUCUUGAACUAUUCCACCUUUAUCCACAUUAUCUAAGGCCGUAGCCUCUUUGAGAACUACUUCUUCACUCUUAAUCAUGUGGGACAAACCUGCUUGUCCAUCGAGACACUCUCUGUUUUGAGCCUCACACCGAGGAAGGUGGCCUGGACCCCCUCCAUCCACUGCUCCUCUUGCUCGUACUCAUCACCGUCUUUAAUUACUUCAGCGAAGUUUCGAUGAGCCGUCUCCACUGCCUCAAAUGCAGCAUUCACCUUCCCUAAGAGGUCUUCCACUGUUUCCUUGGAUUGUAUCCUGGUUGUCCGGAGCGAGUCUCCAGAGGUUGAUUGCUCGGGUCAUAUUACUCGCCUUCCCGAAGAAGUCUUCCACUGUUUCCUUGGAUUGUAUCCUGUUGUCCGGAGCGAGUCUCCAGAGGUUUAUUGCUCGGGUCAUUUUACCCUUACAAUUCCUUCUCAGUCUGGAUAAUUCUUUCUGCGAUGCCAUUCAUGAGUGGAAGAGUUCUUGGGAAAAGUUAUCCUUACAGCUCACUCGCUGAGAAAGCCUGGUUGAUUCACUCACUGUUACUGCUCUUGGGCUGUAUCAACGACACUCCUGACUGUGUUCUCGGGAAUUAGGGAAAUGCAGAAUGAUAAUAAAGACACUGUAAACUGUACAGACUACAAAUUCCAUCUUGUUCUUUCAUGACUUAGUGAGAUUGCAACGUGGCAAGAUCAAAAUAAUUAACUGACAUAAAAAUAUGGAAAUACGAACUAAUAUAACCAACAUUAAGCAACAACAACCUUAAACUCACCCAUUAACGGAUGCACCUGAAGACAAUGCAUUAAGGUACUUCAGACUCUCAAUUUUUUUUUUUUUUUACAAGAAAAACUGUUCUGCCACCAAGCACCAUGUGUACUCGCUGCUAUCGCAUAUAGGUUUAAGCGAUGAACGACAGAGGGCGCACUCACUGCCAAGAAGACCUAACGGGAUCCUUCUAGCGGAAAUGAAAACUUUGUGGUCUGUACAGAUUUACAUGGUUUGUCUUGUACGGGGGAGCGCCUUGUACCCUGGACUUUGAAUUUUUUUCUGUAAUUUUGAGCACUGUGUCUUGUCCACCGAGCGUCUUAUCCGCAGGAAAAUACGGUGAUGCUAAACUUGCAUUGGGGAAAAAGAAUAGUACUUUUAUUUUUACCCCUACACCGAUGUGUGUUAAGUGCUGUUUACUAUGUACUUUCCUGAUUCCUGUAUUAAAAAAGACAUCUUCUGCCUAGCAGUGUACCAAGUACUAGGAUUGAUCUUAAAGGCAGUGGACACUAUUGGUAAUUACUCAAAAUAAUUAUCAUCAUAAAACCUUUC
Messenger RNA from Asterias rubens (European starfish), 6644 nucleotides. RefSeq lists its product as uncharacterized. The record is from RefSeq and is a predicted model, not a curated record. The coding region runs from base 277 to 3228 and encodes 983 amino acids. NCBI's taxonomy places the organism in Eukaryota, Metazoa, Echinodermata, Asteroidea, Forcipulatida, Asteriidae. The transcript has 20 exons.